AGAAGGGCAGUCGGAGGGGGCCGCGCGCGUCCGGACUGGAGGAAGUGGCCCUGGGCCUAGGGGCAGCCCGGAGGGCGGAGGGAGGGUCCCGCGCCCAGGCCGGAGGGUCUGGGGUUGCCGCCGCCGCCGGUAGCAGCGGCUGUGCCCGGGGUCCCGGAGGCGCCAGGGGAGGAGGAGGAGGAGGAGCCCCAACUGGACGGUGGCAACUGGAGGAGGAGCCGCACAGCUGUCCCGUGUGUCGCCGGGCCGCACUGGCAUGACCCACUGACCGCGGCAUGCAGCCUUGACGGAGGGCUCCGGCGCGCAGGGACCAGCCGGGGGCGCGCCCUCCCGAGAAGGGACCCCGGGACGCAGGCUCCAGGACUUUACGCCGACGCUCUAGCCCGGCUGCCGCGCGGCCAUUUACCAUGGAGCCAGUGACCAAGUGGAGCCCCAAACAAGUGGUGGACUGGACUAGAGGGUUGGAUGACUGCCUGCAGCAGUAUGUCCACAAGUUUGAGCGGGAGAAGAUCAAUGGGGAGCAGCUGCUGCAGAUUUCCCACCAGGAUCUCGAGGAGCUGGGUGUCACACGCAUCGGACACCAGGAGCUUGUGCUGGAGGCCGUCGACCUUCUCUGUGCACUGAAUUAUGGCCUUGAGACGGAUAAUAUGAAGAACUUGGUUCUGAAACUGCGAGCUUCUUCCCACAAUUUACAGAAUUACAUAAGUAGCCGGCGGAAAAGUUCAGCUUAUGACGGGAACACCUCGUGCAAGCCCCCCAAUGAGUUCCUGACCUCAGUGGUGGAGCUCAUCGGCGCUGCGAAGGCCUUGCUAGCUUGGCUGGACCGGGCUCCAUUUACAGGGAUCACUGAUUUCUCCGUAACGAAGAACAAAAUCAUUCAGCUUUGCUUGGACCUGACUACUACGGUCCAGAAGGAUUGCCUUGUAGCAGAAAUGGAGGAUAAAGUUUUAAACAUCGUCAAGGUUUUAAACGGCAUCUGUGACAAAACAAUCCGAUCUACCACGGACCCUCUCAUGAACCAGUGUGCGUGUCUGGAGGAAGUCCAUUUGCCCAACAUCAAACCUGGGGAAGGCCUGGGCAUGUACAUCAAGUCAACCUAUGAUGGAUUGCAUGUAAUUACUGGAACCACAGAAAAUUCUCCUGCAGACAGGUCACAGAAGAUCCAUGCCGGCGACGAAGUCAUUCAAGUUAAUCAGCAAACUGUGGUGGGAUGGCAGCUAAAAAAUCUGGUGAGAAAAUUGAGAGAGAACCCCACGGGAGUUGUAUUACUACUUAAGAAGCGCCCCACAGGCUCCUUCAACUUUGCUCCUGCUCCUCUGAAAAACCUACGGUGGAAGCCCCCUCUCGUGCAGACCUCUCCUCCGCCCACAACAACACAGUCCCCGGAGAGCAUGAUGGAUGCCUCGCUGAAGAAGGAGAAACCAGCCAUCUUGGACCUUUAUAUCCCUCCUCCACCAGCUGUGCCGUAUUCUCCACGGGAUGAGAAGGGGAGCUUUGCUCACGGAGGAUUCAGUAAGUGCAAACAACCGUUGCCUGGUCCUAAGGGUUCAGAGUCACCCAAUUCCUUCUUGGACCAGGAGAGCCGAAGACGAAGAUUUACCAUUGCCGAUUCCGAUCAGUUGCCUGGAUAUUCUGCGGAAACCAGUCUCCUGCCCACAAAAAUGAGAGAGAAAACACAAUCUUACGGCAAGCCCCGGCCUUUGUCCAUGCCUGCAGAUGGGAGCUGGAUGGGAAUUGUAGACCCUUUUGCUAGACCUCGAGGCCGUGGGAAGAAAGGUGAGGAUGCCCUCUGUCGAUACUUCAGCAACGAGCGAAUCCCUGCGAUCCUUGAAGAAAGCUCCUCCUCACCCUACCAUUUCUCCAGACCCUCCCCGGAGAGACAUCUCGUUCGAGGUGCAGACUACAUCCGAGGGAGCCGCUGCUACAUCAGUUCAGACCUCCACAGCAGCGCCACAAUUCCAUUCCAGGAGGAAGGGACCAAAAAGAAAUCUGUUUCCUCAUCCGCAAAGUCAUCCUCCACGGAGCCAUCGCUACUGGUCAGCUGGUUUACUCGGCUUAAGCUAUUGACUCACUGAGACCAACCUCCUCUGGACUCCUCCUCCCUGUCUCCUGCUACCAAGUGCCUUGGUUCCUCGACUGACCACCUGUUCUUAUUUUCAUCUACAGUAUUACGUAGUGACCUUAUGUAAUUUCAUUUUUUUUGGAAAGUUGUAUACUGCCCUUCUCAGAGUUUUAAAGUGAUUGGAUGGGAACAAGCACAGAGAGGAUCUUGGGUGCUGGCUUGUAGAGGCAAAAGGAGGGAAACAGUAGAAUCUGCUUUUCUUGCUUCAUCAGAUUUGGAACAUUGUGACCCUCCAUAUGACAGUGUGGAGCUUUGGCCAGGAAAGUUAUGGUCGUUA
This is a messenger RNA of Trichechus manatus latirostris (Florida manatee), 2399 nucleotides long. RefSeq names its product CNKSR family member 3 (gene CNKSR3). The transcript has 13 exons. The record is from RefSeq and is a predicted model, not a curated record. NCBI's taxonomy places the organism in Eukaryota, Metazoa, Chordata, Mammalia, Sirenia, Trichechidae. Bases 408 to 2075 code for a protein of 555 amino acids. Gene Ontology annotation, molecular function: protein binding. Gene Ontology annotation, biological process: regulation of signal transduction. Gene Ontology annotation, cellular component: cytoplasm; membrane.